Molecule: messenger RNA, 843 nt
Organism: Eutrema salsugineum
Lineage: Eukaryota; Viridiplantae; Streptophyta; Magnoliopsida; Brassicales; Brassicaceae
Exons: 3
Coding region: 52-630 (192 amino acids)
Source: RefSeq, a predicted model, not a curated record
AUCCACAACAUUUUCCUUCUCUCACCGUGAGAGAAAGAGAGAGAGAGAGAGAUGAUUCUGAUGCACUCUCACUCUCCGGCGAUAAUCUCAGCCGUUAGAUUUCUGGGUUCGUCUCCGUACAACACUCGGCGACUUUCGCAGCCUAGUCUCUCAAUCUCUAGAAACAAGAACUUCUUCUUACACUUGACAGAGACGAAAGAAAAAGGAAGAAGAGAAGAUGGGAGGGUAUCGAUCGUGUGUGACGCAGGCGGGAUGUUUCCGGUGGACCCGUGGGCUCCAACCAUUGAUUCACAGAGCAUAGCAUCACAGCUCUUCGCUGUAUCUCUGUUUCCAUACAUUGGUUUCCUCUACUUCCUCACUAAAUCCAAAUCUGCUCCAAAACUCACACUUUUCGGAUUCUACUUCUUGCUUGCCUUCGUUGGUGCUACAAUUCCUGCUGGGAUCUAUGCUAAGGUGCAUUAUGGAACAUCGUUGUCGAAUGUUGAUUGGUUACAUGGAGGAGCUGAAUCACUUCUCGCUCUUACCAAUUUGUUCAUCGUGUUGGGUCUCAGACAAGCUCUGAGGAGGUCUACAGAUAAAGAUGCAGAAACUCCAACAACAACUCAAGAACAAGAAAAAUCUUCAGUCUAGUCCAAUACUUGAAAGUUGUAUUAUUAUUUAUUUCUCCGAAUUUUACUUUUUUUGUGAAUUAGCUUAUAAAUUAUAUAGUCAAAUUAAACAGUGUCGAGCUUAUAAUCUAUAGUCCAUAUGUUGUUAUAGAUGCGUGAGGCCAACGCUAGUUAGAUGCGCUAAGUUGUGAUUUUUUUAUUAUGCGAAAGUAAAUAAUAUUACGUGAAUGUUAUA